CCAUUUCCUCUCACUUCAACUUCCUACAACUUAAAGAAGCUGUGAGAGGAUGUUUUAUGUCUUUUCGUCAGCGAAAGUAUGUGUGAAAUGCACUCAUAUAACUUUGUACUCAUAUUUGUGCUUAUUCUGACAGAGUCUGACAUAUGUAACUCAUGGGAGGACCAGACUUUAGUCUGUCGUUAUGGUGAAGAGUAUGCAAGCUUGGAGAGGGUCUGGUGCAAGAAAGAGUCUGAGAAGUGCUGUACAGGCCUUGCUUUCAGUAAGAAAAUAAGGUUCAUUGACAAUGGAAGCGUGGAAAUAACUGACGACGUGGCGACUGCUUUCACAGUCACCGUGCAAAAACUGAGUCAAGGAGAUGGGGUGUACUGGUGUGGCCUGGUGUUUAAGAAUCAAACCAUCAUCAAGCUGGCAGAGAAAUACUUUCCAAAUGACUCUUCAUUUUAUGCGUGGAGCUUCAUACGCUGGAUUCUCUUCCCCUUUCUGCCACUGUCAAUCCUCAGCAUAUGUAUGCUCAAACGCAGAACAGUCAAGACUGAAAAGGUGGCGGAAGGCACAUACAGUGAAAUCCCCUUGCGUGCCAGAGGCGCAGAUCGUGAAGCUGACAACACAGUUAUUGAGGAGUGAUGGCAGAGGCAGAGUGGUGGUUCAAUAUCUCCGUCUUGUCAUAAUGUUGCAUCUCUGUUUCAGAGACUUGUGCUACUAUGUUAACUGUGCUGUUAGCUGUGUUUAGACACAUCAGGAAAUGUAAAACAUUAUAAAGAAAAUGAUAAAAUGUACUUAAUUUCUAAAGUUAAUGGAUAACUUUCAUUAACUUGUGUUCAAUAUUUUCUUAAUGGCCUUUUCAGAUUCUGGUAUAAAAAUGCUUGUGGAAUAUUACACAUAACACAAUAUACAACAAACACCGUUUUGACUGUAAAAAAAUGUGCUGGCAUUUAUUUCACAAGUGCAUACACAUGUACUGAUGACCGAUUUUCUUGAUAUUGAAUAAACAUUAAUUUAGGCUUAAAUUCCAA
This is a messenger RNA of Alosa sapidissima (American shad), 1013 nucleotides long. RefSeq lists its product as uncharacterized. The transcript is spliced from 5 exons. Lineage: Eukaryota; Metazoa; Chordata; Actinopteri; Clupeiformes; Clupeidae. The record is from RefSeq and is a predicted model, not a curated record. Bases 79 to 624 code for a protein of 181 amino acids.